AUGUGCGAGAACUUUGAAGAUCUGAAGUCCGUCCUCAACAAGUUGGACAAGGAGCAGAUCCUGGCGGUCUUGGAGCAAGCGCUGAAGCAGCAGGGAGACGACACUCAGCUCUUUCAUGCCAUCAGAAGAGCAGCGCUGGUCCUCUGCCAGCAGCAGGCUGUUGCUCAGGGGGGCACGAGUGCUGUGAGCAAGUCCUGCUUGUCGUACCUCGCAAGACAGGACUUCCCCUCCUCCUUCAGCUUUCUCCCCUGCUCCGAAGACGACUGCUACUUCCUCGACCACCCUCACAAGCCUCAGUUCCUGCUGCUCAAGUUCCGCAGUGUCUUGGACCCUUCGCUCCUGUGCAGCUCCUUGUACUCGACCAUGCAGCUAUUCCCGAAGGCGAGCUCGCGGGUGGUCAGGCAUGAGGACGGGAGGAAGUUUCAGCUGGGGGUGGAGAGAAGCUCCUUAACAGCAGUCAAAGUCUCCGAGGACAUCAUGGAUGACUUGUCGACUCUACCGUGGGUUGUCUCAACAGUUCAGAGGAGCGUCUAUCAAACGUCUUCGGUGCCGCUCCUCCAGUCCUACCUGCUCAGGUCCCAGGCAAGCUCCCAGGGCUCUUCCCUCCUCGUUGGGUUCCAUCAUGUGCUAGGUGACGGCAUGUCCUACGCUUCCUUCAUCUCGUCAUGGUCGAUGUUCUACCAGCAGGCAGUGGAGAGGAGAGCAGCCCCGGUUGAGGAGGAUCAGGCUGUGUUGGACCUCGAGGGCUGCCUCUCCUACCCCGGGCCAUCGCCAGGCUUCUCCCCGAGGAUCUUACAGUUCACGUUUCAGCGCAGUGAGCUGGAGGAGAGGAGGAGCUGCAUCCAACAAGGCGACUGCCACGUCAGCAUCAACGACGUCCUCCUAGCUGAGUGCGCGUGCGCGCUCGCUGGGACGAGGUGCGCGGGGCAGGUCAUGACAAGGGUCGUGGUGCUGGCGGACAUGCGAGGACGAAGCCUGGAGGAGAAGGCGUGGGGGAAUCACGUCGUAGACUUCCACCUCCUCCUCCCCGUUGCAGAUCUGAUGGAGGAUGACGUCAGAGCAGUCGCUCGUCGGAUCCGGAGCUGUGUGGACGCACAGACGGCCGAGCUGAAAGUCAGCAGGAAGCUGCUGGAGGAGAGGAACAGGGAGAGGGCGCAGGUACCGAAGCUGCUGUGCUGGAACUCAUGGGCGAAGGCCGGAAACUUGUUCCUCUCCUCUCACUUCGGAGCCCCCGCUGGGCUUGCUGACUUCCGGUGGAUGAAUUCCAUGUCGGUGGAGGACAGCAGCGUCGCCAUGGUCCUGCCCCUCGUCGACCCGCCCAGCGCCAUCGCCGUACAGCUCUGUCUUGACGACCCCAACGAGAUCGAGAGCCUGGCGAGGCGAUGGGGGACAGGAGUCAUGCUAUGA
Molecule: messenger RNA, 1407 nt
Organism: Guillardia theta CCMP2712
Lineage: Eukaryota; Cryptophyceae; Pyrenomonadales; Geminigeraceae
Exons: 1
Coding region: 1-1407 (468 amino acids)
Molecular function (GO): acyltransferase activity, transferring groups other than amino-acyl groups
Source: RefSeq, a predicted model, not a curated record